AUAAAAAGAAGAAACUCUAGAUAAGAGUCAAGAGUGUGUGCCCUGUAACGGAUAAAGCACCGGGAAACUAACCAACUUCAACAACCAGACAUUUGAAAGCUCUGAAUUAACGGCCAACGAUGGCCACAGCAGCAGCAUUCGGCAUCGGAUUUACUAGUUCCGCCAUUGGAGCUCAAUUCAACAGGCCCAAAUUCGUAAAACCCAAGAUUUUCGUAAAUCCAAUUCGAUGUGCUGGUAGACUAGAAUGGGAUCCAGAUGGAAUAUUGGGUCCGCGACAAACGGGUCAUAUAGCCCGACUCGAGUUCCAGAGACGCCUUGAGAAUGAUGCUGCUGCUAGAGAAGAAUUUGAACGCCAAGUACGUGAAGAAAAAGAGCGUCGCAGAGCUCUUCGUGAGUCACGAGUGAUUCCGGAUACAGUGGAAGGGCUUGUGGAGUUUUUUCUUGACACUGAAGCGCAGGAGAUCGAGUUUGAGGUUGCAAGACUGAGACCACGAUUGAACAAAGAAUUUUUUGACCAUCUGCAAGUCGAACUUGGAAAGCUGCGAUUUUCUGUAAACAAAACUCAGGACGUGGAAGACAGAUUAAUUGAACUGGAAACACUGCAGACGGCCCUGCAGGAAGCAACAGAAGCUUAUGAUAAAUUGCAAGCAGAUCUUGUAGCAACAAGGAAGAACUUAACCGAGAUUUUUACUUCAAAGGAUGUCAAGGCAACUCUGUUGGAUUUGGUUGAGAGGAAUCAGCUGAAUAGACCCUUGUUGACGCUUCUUGAUGAAAACAUCGCAACUGCACAUAGUGCUAACCAGAAGCAAGCAGCGGAAUACAUGGAAAAGCUGAGGAGACUUGUUCUGAAGUACCUAACAGUAUAGGUUUCAUCUGAAGAUUAUCAAAUGCUCGUCUCAUUUUUAUACAGAGGAAUGGUGAGAAUUUCUGGUUCGUUGUUUAUAUUUCAGUAAUGUAGAAGUAUACUACAAAAUUUUGUAGGAAUGAACUUAAAAUGAAUCCCUUGUAAUGAUAAGAAAGAGAGUACGUAUCCCCAUCAUUUGUGAAAAUCACAGCGGGAAAGAAUGAGGAGUAACCAUGUAACCGAAAAUCCAUGUUCUUCUUCUUCCUUGUUAGUUUGAAAGUGUGAAAUCAUGUUUUACUGAAAGUGACAAUUCAACUAUAUUUUGAACGCCUAGAAAGUCAUUUAACUUUUUUGGAGGUACUACUAAAAUGUUAAGGGGAGAGCUUAGGAGCAACGAUAAUGUUGUCUCCGUGAAACCUAAAGAUCACGGGUAAAAGUUGUGGAAUUAGCGACUGACCCUUGCAUCAAUGUAGAAUGCAUACAUUACACCCUUGAGGUGUCACCCUACUCCGAACCCUACAUUCACGCAAUGCCUCGUACACUGGGCUGCACUUCUUUUGCUAGCAGAAUGUAGUCAUAAUUACCCAUCAAAAUUUGUCAAGGUACUUGAGUAGAAAUGUUAUGUUUACUACUCCCCCAUGUCAUAUGACUUGGCAUGUUUGUCUUUUAAGCAAGUGAACUAUUUUGAGACAAUUUUUGGCAAACAUGCCAAGUAAUAUGAGAUGAAGAGAGUAGAUUUUACACUGUGAAAUGGAGGGACAUUUUAUUGAGAGGAGUGAGAACCCUCAGUGAAUCACUAAGCAAGAAAACUAGUGGGGCUGAUUUCUAGAAUUUUGUCCUUUCAUACAACUAUAGAUCACCAAGACCUUCUGAGUUAGUGAUGUUCCCAAAGCCGGAUCUAUGUUAACAGCCAACCAUAACAAUUAACAACAUCAAGCCAACUCCAUCAUAAUUCAGAGAAAGGAUUAAAAAAUAGUCUGCUUCAGUUGUAGGCAAUGUCUUAGGUCUUGUUGUAAAGUGAACAUUUAAUAGUCUUUUCAUCGCUUCAUAGACAGGUGCAAAUUACCUAAUGCAACAUAAAAGCUGAAAUAGUUAGUCUGGAUUUUAUUUUUUAUUUUUUUUUGUAUAUCCAUUUCAGUAUCUCAAACCCGUUGGCCUGGCUAGUCCAAAUUCGUAGGACUCAUAGAAGCACUAGCAGCCUGCUGCACUACGGAAGGAUCUAACUACAAGUAUUUAGUGCAUGCGGCCUAAGAGACUAUUUCCGCAGGUUGAGUCGGCGACCUCCUAAUCACAUGGAGGAAACUUUACCGUUACUCCAUGGCUCCCCUUCGUCUAUUAUAAUUUGGUUAUGGUUGAAAUUUUAUUACAGUACUGGAUGUGUUAUCAGCUGCUUCUUUCAUUUCUAUUAAUUGUAUCAUCAUAGCUGGCUGCCAGCACUUAUUUAUGAGUAUUAUUAUUGUUAUUACCA
Molecule: messenger RNA, 2312 nt
Organism: Capsicum annuum
Lineage: Eukaryota; Viridiplantae; Streptophyta; Magnoliopsida; Solanales; Solanaceae
Exons: 8
Coding region: 120-866 (248 amino acids)
Cellular component (GO): chloroplast stroma
Source: RefSeq, a predicted model, not a curated record